GCAUCAUAGGGAUACCAUCACGCGGCAUCCAAUGUCCGUGGGGCCGCGGCCUCCGCGGCCUUGGCUUCGAUGCUCGGGGCGCUCCUGGGCUUUGCGCUGCUGGAGGCGGCUAUGUCGCAGGACCUGACCUGUCACGGCAAGAACCUAGGCGAGAGCUGCGACGUGGGACUGGCGACGACGCCGGGCGUGUGUGCUUCCGUGGAGGUGAACGGCUUCUCGCAAAUGCUGUGCCUCGCCUGUGGCCCCGAGGGUCUCGACGGCAGCCUGGGGCGCUUAGGCACCUGGGGCGUCUUUGCAGUGGGCGUCACCUGCGGCUCAGUGGCCACCUCAGGGCUCCUGGCCGUGGCAUGGCGACUGCGGCGAAAGUUCGAGACGCCCUUCGAGGAGCUUGGUGCCAAGAAAGGCUACCAGGAGCUCAGGAUGCAGGGGCAUGCCCCCAUGCCUGCUCCACGGGCUGCAGAGAAGACCCGCGAUGCGAAAAGCGACGCUCGUGGUGUACGCACCCGCGAUCUACGGCCUGUGCCGAGCGUGUUGGGCAAGACCCAGGUCCGGCGCACGCGAAAGCCCUCGCUGAGGACGGAGAGUCGCAAAGAAGACCGAGGCCCUGAAGCGAGCAGCUGGCGGCGGCGCUUGGAUGGGAGGAGCGGCGGGUCUCAGGAGAUCCCGCGGGCGGGCAAGUGGGCACAGCUGGAGCUGCAGUUGAACCAAGAUCUCGCAGAGGCCGAGGAUGGGCUGUCCACUUGGGCUCCGCCGGCGAGCAUCGGCAAGUUGGAGCGCUCCCGAGGCUUCACUGAACCAGCGCCAUCGCGAUGCCUGCCGAAGCCGUCGAAGUGAUCACAGUCCAGGGAGUGGGUUGGGCA
This is a messenger RNA of Effrenium voratum, 860 nucleotides long. Lineage: Eukaryota; Dinophyceae; Suessiales; Symbiodiniaceae. The record is from the annotation of a GenBank genome assembly.